Penaeus chinensis is the source of this 471-nucleotide messenger RNA. Its product is annotated as arginine esterase-like. The record is from RefSeq and is a predicted model, not a curated record. NCBI's taxonomy places the organism in Eukaryota, Metazoa, Arthropoda, Malacostraca, Decapoda, Penaeidae. The transcript is spliced from 3 exons. Bases 1 to 471 code for a protein of 156 amino acids. Gene Ontology annotation, molecular function: serine-type endopeptidase activity. Gene Ontology annotation, biological process: proteolysis.
AUGACAUCGCUCUCAUUAGGCUCAGUAGGCCUAUUGACUUCAAGGCAUCCUCGGGCCUAUAUCACAACGAUCCCUGUUUACCUUCCACCAGGAUUCAUUCGACCUGUGUGUCUCCCACGCGCCGACAGUCCCGCAGAGGCAGUGCUUGGAGAUGUGGCCUUUAUGAAUAGCUGGAGUUACUCGUUGCCCAGGCCUCGCAACCACAUUUUGUCCUACGUUGAUAAGGCCACCUGCGAGAAGAUCUUGCGAGAAACUUAUGUUAAGGAGCAGAUCUGCAUGCAAGUGGGCCAAGGGCUGCCGGAUUUCAGCGCCGCCAGGGGAGCCCCGUUGAUGGUGACGGAUGCGAAGAGGACCUCCUACACGCAGUAUGGUAUCUUGAUCGCCAAACCUAAGGGCUCGGAGACGCUACCCGGUCUGUUUACGUACAUCCCCCCUUAUAUGCAGUGGAUAGAGGAUACGCUUAGGCCGUAG